AUGGCCACAGAGGGAGAAAACCUCACCCUGGUGUCUGGAUUCAUCCUACUGGGUAUCUCAGAGGACCCCAAGCAACAACAGCUGCUGUUCAUACUCUUCCUGAGCAUGUACCUAGUCAUGGGGUUGGGGAACCUGCUCAUCAUCCUGGCCAUCACCACAGACGCUCGCCUUCAUAACCCCAUGUACUUCUUCCUGGCCAACCUGGCCUUUGUGGACAUUGGUUUCACCUCCAACACCAUCCCCAAGAUGCUUGUCAACCAUGUCACAGGACACAAAGGGAUCCCUUAUGCUGGGUGCCUGACACAGACUUUCUUUUUUGUGUUGUUUGGCAGCAUAGAAAGCUUCCUUCUGGGUGCCAUGGCCUAUGACCGCUAUGCUGCCAUCUGUCACCCCCUACACUAUGCCACAUCUGUGACACCACAGGUGUGUAUCCUCCUGGUGGCAGCAUCCUGGACUGCAGCCUUGGGGAAUGCCCUAACCCACACGCUAUCACUGACCCGCCUUUCAUUCUGUACCAACAACCAGGUUCCUAACUUCUUCUGUGACCUCAGCACUAUGCUGAAGCUGGCCUGCUCUGACACGUUUUUCAAUUAUGUGAUGGUGAACACCGUGGGCAGCCUGCCUGUAUUUUUUCCCUUUGUGGGCAUCCUGGUCUCCUAUAUGCGCAUCUUUGCUGCCGUGAUGAGGAUCCCAUCCACAAAAGGCAAGUGGAAGGCUUUCUCCACCUGUGGCUCUCACCUCUCUGUGGUGUCUCUGUUCUAUGGGACACUCAUAGGAGUUUAUUUCAACCCCACAUCCUCCCACAUUGCUCAGAAGGACACAGCUGCUGCAGUGAUGUACACUGUGGUCACUCCCAUGCUGAACCCCUUCAUCUACACUUUCCGCAACAAUGACAUGAAGGGGGCCUUGGGGGCCCUCAUCAGUAGGAAGCCAGCUUUUACUCCUUGA
Molecule: messenger RNA, 948 nt
Organism: Talpa occidentalis (Iberian mole)
Lineage: Eukaryota; Metazoa; Chordata; Mammalia; Eulipotyphla; Talpidae
Product: olfactory receptor 1361-like
Exons: 1
Coding region: 1-948 (315 amino acids)
Biological process (GO): G protein-coupled receptor signaling pathway
Cellular component (GO): membrane
Molecular function (GO): olfactory receptor activity; G protein-coupled receptor activity
Source: RefSeq, a predicted model, not a curated record